ACGCUGCCAAUUGACAUUUCAAAGUUGUGCCAGAGACACGAAAAUUUCCAAUUUGCAAAUUGCGAUCAACAGUGCUACUUUUCUAUUAUUUGUUUGUAAAUUUAUCUGUUUAUCGUUAGCUUGUGAAGAACUUAAAUAUAUUGUUCAUAUUGAAAUUGUGUUUAUUUGUAAUUGUAAAGUUGAGAAACAUAACAAGUGUUCACCUAUAGUAAACCAAAGUGCAAAUCAGUUUUAACCCUAACGCCAAUUAAAUGAACACGCGAAUUCCGAUGGCGGAAGAGCUGUGGCUACAAUAACAACUAAAGGAGGCUGCUCCCGCACCCCACACGGUAUCUACGGAAUGUGUGACCCAUUAUUAUUGGUGUAAAUUGCUAAGGUGUAUUAGCGGUAACUGUAAAAUUGGAAACACCGUGAGUAACGCACAGUUGUGGAUUUGCGUGGGUGUUAUGUUGACCGACGACUAAAAAAUUAGAUAUAAAAGUAUUACAAAAUGGAUGUAGCUGUAGUGAUUGAUACACAAAUAACAGAAUAUCUGGAAGACAGAAAAUGCGCCCUGGAGGAAAUGAAACAAGCCAUUCAAGCAGUGGGCGCAAAUUUUCAGCGCGUGCUGUUCGAUAAACUCGAUUUUGGCGAAACAAAUAUGCUAGAAACUUUCUAUAAUGCAGAUGUGGCCAUAAUUGAUUUGAGUAUAUUGGUACAACAGCGUUCACUUUCCUAUCAUCUGGGCGUACGGGAAAGCUUCGGUAUGAAAGGGAAUAUAAUUGUCUACAAUGAUAUGCAGUCCAAGCAAACAUUGUGCCUUAAGCUUUCAUGUGCCAAUUAUCAAUUUCUAUCGUACAAACGUAACGAAGAGACUUCCACCUGUUUUUUAACCAACUUUAAUAAGGAACUGCCCGCAGAUACUAAAAUGCCAACACUACUUUCGCGUUUGAAGCGUCUUUUACAGGAUGUGGAAAUACAAUCCAAGGCGCAUAUGCGUGAGAAAUUUCUAUCCGAUCUGCGUUCAGCGCGUGAAGCUUAUGGAGCAAAUGCACCGAAAUUGCAAAAAUUUCUUCAUGAUAUGCGCAAGCGUUUGGAUGAUGUGCAUGUACUAUCUGGUGAAGUGGUGCACAGUUUUAUGUGCUCACUACGCGAUGUACAAGAUUACGAUGCGAUGGUGCGCUUAGUGAGCGAUCUAAGAAACAUACCAAACACACGAAAAUAUGUUGAGACAGGAAAUAUGAGUUUUCUGUAUGCGUUCGCGCUGAAUCGCCGUAAUCGCAAAGGUGAUCGCGAGAAAGCCCUGGCAUCAUCGCUGAAAGCACUGGAAAGGAAAGAGAACGAGUUCCCCGAUAUGUUGUGUCUAUGCGGACGAAUUUAUAAGGAUAUAUUUGUGGAAUCCGAUUAUGAAGAUAAAGAUAGUUUGAAGAAUGCCAUAAAAUGGUAUCGGCAAAGUUUUGAUGUACAACCGAAUGAAUAUGCCGGUAUAAACUUAGCUACAUUGUUGGUAAUUGAUGGAAAAGAAUUUAGCAAUACAGAAGAGUUGCAAAAUAUUGGUAUAACCUUGAAUAAUCUCAUUGGUAAAAAGGGCAGCUUGUCGUCACUGACUGAAUAUUGGGAUGUGGCCACUUUUUUUGAGAUUUCCGUGCUUGCUGAAGAUUAUGCGAAAGCGAUACAGGCAGCAGAGUGUAUGUUCAAAUUAAAGCCACCUAAUUGGUAUCUCAAGUCAACAAUUGGUAACAUAUCGUUGAUACAUCGCUUCCGCAAGAAACCUGAGGAUCACAUUUACUCAAUAGAAGAGCAAAUAUUUCAAUUUUGGAUAGACUUUUUUAUGGUAGCGACCAAUACGGAGGAGAUUACUAGCGUGCGCAUGCCGAUACUCAUUUUGGAACCACAGAAAAUAUACAUGCCAAGUUAUGUCAACAUUAAUAUGGACGCUGAUGAGAAAUCAAUACAAAUCAUCAAUAUUUGUUUGGCGCACUCAAAGAACGCUUGUAAAAAGGUGCAUGAUUUCGUCUUCAAUGCUUCGCAAAUUAAGUCUGUGAGCUUGUAUAAACGAGAUGAUCGUUGUGCAUACCUUUAUGUGCAUCAUAACUCAGACGAUUUCCAAAUAUAUUUUCCCUCCACGGAAUGUCGUCAAAAAUUUUAUGAGCUCAUACUGGAAAUGGCAUCGGAUCAAGAGGUGUUUGUUAAUCUGGACGUGGAUGAAGUGCGACAAAUUGAGUUUGAAUACGAUUACGAUGAUCAAAAUCGGAAAAUAAUACUGGGGAAAGGCACCUACGGCACCGUCUACGCAGCACGUGACAAACACACACAAGUACGUAUUGCCAUAAAGGAAGUGCCAGAGCGUAACUCACAGGACGUGCAACCGUUGCACGAAGAAAUCAAACUGCAUUCGCAACUGCGUCACCGUAACAUCGUGCAGUACUUGGGCUCCAUAUCAGAAGAUGGCUUCUUUAAGAUUUUCAUGGAACAAGUGCCCGGUGGUUCGCUCUCUGAUUUGUUAGAAAAGAAAUGGGGUCCGCUCAAGGAUAAUGAGUCCACCAUGGCUUUCUAUUCGAAGCAAAUACUCGAAGGUCUCAAGUAUUUGCAUGAGCAGAAAAUUGUGCAUCGCGAUAUCAAGGGUGACAAUGUGUUGGUGAACACCUACAGUGGUGUGGUGAAAAUAUCAGAUUUUGGCACGUCAAAGCGUUUAGCCGGCAUUAAUCCCAUGACAGAGACAUUUACCGGCACGCUGCAGUACAUGGCGCCGGAGGUGAUCGAUCAAGGCUUUCGUGGUUACGGUCCUGCAGCGGAUAUAUGGUCAUUCGGUUGUACGAAUGUGGAAAUGGCAACGGGCAAACCGCCGUUCAUUGAGUUGGGUUGUGCGCAGGCGGCCAUGUUUAAAGUUGGCUACUAUAAAAAACAUCCCAUUAUACCGGAGGAGCUGUCGCCUAUGGCGCGAAAUUUCAUUCUGCGUUGUUUUGCGAUUAGCGUAGCUGAUCGGCCUACGUCGGCGCAAUUAUUGGAAGACCCCUUCUUGAAUGAUAAACACCGUAAAUUGCGCUUGAAUCCACCAUCUUCAUCGGAAUUCGGUCGCAGCAUCUCAGUGCCCGCCGAUCGUUUAGUAAAUAAAUCUACCUUGCCUGCCCUUAUAAGUUCAAUCAGCGCCAACACCUGUAAUACUCCCACCACGCCUGAAUUAGAAAUAACACAUGCGUCUUCCGUCGAUAUCGAUGAGCUGCCGAGCACACAAUUCGCUUUGGAACGUCGCAACUCGUCCGGCUUUCUGCUUUCUCCCGAAAUAGAGGCUUCCACACCGUCGCUGCGCACAAAUGCAAGCGAAACCAGUGAAACUGAUGGUUUCUAUCGCUUGAAGAAGGAUUCACAGCGUCGCACUACAUUAUCGAAGGUGCUGCGCAUGGAUGAGGAUAAAAUUUGCAAUUUAUGGAUGGAACGUAUACAAACGGAUCACAAAAUAAGCGUGUUAAUAACCAAAACCGAAUUACAAACUCUGAUACGUGGACUACGCGAGUAUAUUGUGAAUGAGAAGGAGAAGAAUUUAGAGGCUACCAUAACGGGACUGAAACACUCACUAAACGACGAUGUUGCUGUCGAUCAUUUACACCUAGCUUUAUAUGCCUUCCAAGAUGCUGUAGUCACAGUAUUGCGUUCACAUUUCAUUAAACCACAUUGGAUGUUCGCCUUGGAUAAUUUAGUAAAAAGUGCUGUGCAGGCGGCGGUCACGAUUUUAUCGCCAGAGCUUGGCGCCAACUUGGCUGGCAAGGAGCUAUCCUGCAAUGAUGACGAAAGCGUCAAUAAUCCACAACACACCUCAACGGAUAGUCAAGAAAAAAUAACCGGCGAACAGACUAUAGUCACACUAGCCGAGGAGGAUGACGGCAGCUUUGCACCGAGCGAAUGCGUACGUAUCUUACGCGAUAUGCGAGAUAACGACAAGCAAUUCCAGCGUCAGCAUUUGGAACAGCAAAAGCAGCUAUUGAAAGCGCAUCGCAACUUAAGCAAAGAGUUAGCACAUAUCUUUGCUGGUUCGCGCAAAGCGAGACGUCCAUUCGCUAAUCUCCAUCGUCGCGGUCAGCGCACCGCCGCACAUAAGCAACAAAAUUUGAGUCGCUCAUUGAAUAAACGUACUUAUGAUAUUUGCGAAAUCGAUGAGCAGCUGUCGCAAUGGCUUACCAAACACGGUAUCGACGAAUUCUCACAGACAAUAAUCCUGAAUGAGGGCUUUACUUAUGAAGAUUUUUUGUUUAAUACAGAGAAAUUAGAUCUGAUGCGUUUGGAAUUGAGACUGGGCGUCGAAGUGCGUCUAUGGAAGUUGAUCAAUCAAACACGCAUGGGUAUGGAUAUGAUUGAUGCUGAGAGCACUUGUAGUCAGCAGACCAAUGUACAAAGUACUGAUAGUGCCGGUGCCUUAAAGCGUAGUAAAACUACGGUACCAAAUUAUAGAAGUAGUCGCAGCAGAAGUGAGAAUAGUCGUAAGCGCAUUUUAAAUGCGAAUGCGGCUAACAAUAAUAUCAACGCUAAUGAUAAUGCCAAUGCCAACACGCGACAAACUGAGAGUGAAUAUGAUUCUUGUAGUGAAUAAAUUACAAAUCGAGCAUACAAUACGCAUGCAUACUUGCAUAUUAUACGAGUAUGUGUGUAUGUACAUAUGUGUAAUUGGUUACAUGCAUCUGUGGGCGCCAAGCGCCACUAAGUUUUAUCAUUGUUGUUGUUCUCAAUUUCGUUCCGUUUUAAGAUUUAGCACAAACCUGCAUACAUACAUUAAAAAAAGGAAAACACAAAGAAAAGAAAAAGAAAACUACUAACCUCUGCUAAAACGCAUAAAAUACUACAAUCAAAAACAAAAAUAAAUAAUAAUAAAAAUUAUAUAUAUUUUCUAAUGUUAUACAAGUUAAAAAUUUAAUUAAGCAAAAAGUUAUAAAUAAAAACGCACACAAUUGUGUUAAUAACUGUUGAAUAA
Bactrocera oleae (olive fruit fly) is the source of this 4942-nucleotide messenger RNA. The record is from RefSeq and is a predicted model, not a curated record. Lineage: Eukaryota; Metazoa; Arthropoda; Insecta; Diptera; Tephritidae.